Zymoseptoria tritici IPO323 is the source of this 4176-nucleotide messenger RNA. RefSeq lists its product as uncharacterized. Lineage: Eukaryota; Fungi; Ascomycota; Dothideomycetes; Mycosphaerellales; Mycosphaerellaceae. Gene Ontology annotation, biological process: intracellular calcium ion homeostasis; calcium ion transmembrane transport. Gene Ontology annotation, molecular function: ATP hydrolysis activity; P-type calcium transporter activity; ATP binding. The transcript has a single exon. Gene Ontology annotation, cellular component: membrane; intracellular membrane-bounded organelle. The record is from RefSeq and is a predicted model, not a curated record. The coding region runs from base 1 to 4176 and encodes 1391 amino acids.
AUGGCCGAUCCCAAUAGUACGGCGCCGCCGCCGCAUGGCAGCACGACAUCACCCCCGGCCGCUCCCACGGGCAGACAACGAGCGCCUACGAUCACAAUAGACACAUCUGCCUCCGAUGCGAUGGAGCCCCAACCCGCACAUAACGCCGCCACAUCAAAUCCCUCUCCCCGAUUACAGCCCGCGCUGAACUUGGACACAUCUGCGACAAACCGAGAGGUGAAGGGAAAGAACAGCUUCGACAGCAGAGACUCACGGCCGACGAGUCCUCACAACGUCUCGUCACCGCAAUGGGGAACACCGCACGGCUUUCUCUCCGUUCCAACGGGCAGAAGUCGGGGGGGAAGCGUGGACACCGAUGAUGAUUCUGCAUCGACAUCAGACGUCACAUACGUCAGCACGAACAAGGAGAUUGCAGACGGCAUGCCAAAAGCAUUCGGCAGUCAGCAAGGCAGCACAGGACAGGACAAUGUAUUAUCAGAUGAGGAGGCUCUCAAGCCAGACCCGGGCACUGAAGCGGACUUCACAAGGGACAACAAUCCUUUUGCUUUUGCGCCUGGACACAUGACCAAGCUGUUGAAUCCUAAAAGUCUGGGUGCAUUUCACGCUCUGGGCGGUCUCGUCGGACUGGAGAAGGGUCUGCGGACAGAUCGUUUUACCGGGCUGAGUGUUGACGAGCAAGGCUUGGACGGCUCAGUUGCGUUCGAGGAAGCGACCAAGGUCCACAGCCCAUCAUCAGAAAAGACCGCGAUCGACGAGCCUCCCAUGGCUUCGGGAGGUGCAGACGCUGGGUCAGGGACAUUUACCGACCGACAGCGCAUUUUCGAGAACAACACACUACCGGAGCGGAAAACCAAGACCAUCUUCGAGCUGAUGUGGAUCGCAUACAACGACAAAGUACUUAUCGUGCUGACGGUUGCGGCAGCCAUCGCCUUGGUCCUGGGUGUGUACCAGGCCGUGGCAAACGGAGGCGUCGAAUGGAUUGAAGGUGUGGCUAUUAUUGUAGCCAUUGUUAUAGUGGUCAUGGUUGGCGCAAUCAACGACUGGCAAAAGGAACGACAAUUUGCGAAGCUGAACAAGAAGAAGGAUGCCAGGAAUGUGAAGGUCUGUCGAUCAGGCAAGACUCAGGAGAUCGAUAUCAAGACCUUGCUGGUAGGAGACGUUCUGCUUGUCGAGCCCGGCGAUGUUAUCCCUGUCGACGGCAUUUUCAUCUCUGGACAUGGCGUGAAGUGCGACGAAUCCUCCGCUACUGGAGAAUCGGAUGUUCUCAAGAAGACGCCAGGAGACGAAGUUUACCGUGCUAUGGAGGCGGGCGAGACGCUCAAAAAGAUGGAUCCGUUCAUGAUUUCUGGAGCCAAGGUCACCGAGGGAGUCGGCCGAAUGCUUGUCACCGCUGUUGGCAUCCAUUCAUCUUUCGGCAAAACCAUGAUGGCGCUACAGGAAAGCAAUGAUAUGACUCCGCUCCAAGCGAAGCUGAACAAUCUGGCCGAGUACAUUGCGAAGCUCGGUAGCUCUGCGGCGCUGCUCUUGUUCAUCAUUCUGUUCAUCAAGUUCUGCGCCCAACUGCCCGGUAGCAACGACUCGCCUGCCGAGAAGGGCCAGCAAUUUAUGACGAUUCUCAUUACUGCCAUCACGGUCAUCGUCGUGGCCGUUCCGGAAGGUCUUCCCUUGGCCGUCACUCUAGCAUUGGCGUACGCGACGAAACGUAUGCUGAAGGACAACAACUUGGUUCGUGUGCUGCGUUCCUGCGAGACCAUGGGCAACGCAACGACUGUCUGCUCCGACAAGACUGGUACACUCACGCAAAAUGUCAUGACCGUGGUCGCCGGGUCGUUGGGCACCUCGAGCCGAUUUGCCAGCCGUGCAAGCCGUAACACGGACGACUCGGAAAAGCCCGAUCCCAACAAAGACAUGAACGACAGCGUGCAAGACAUGAGUACAUCUGACUUCGUCGAGACCCUUGAUUCAUCCGUCAAACUUCUCUGGAAAGAUGCCAUUGCCAUCAACUCCACUGCCUUCGAGGCCGAGGACAACGGCAAGCAGGUGUUCGUCGGAUCCAAGACUGAGACUGCUCUGCUCGACUUCGCUCGUGACAAUCUUGGCAUGGACCGCAUCAGCACCGAGCGCAGCAACGCCGAGAUCGCUCAGAUGCUUCCUUUCGAUUCUGGCCGGAAGUGUAUGGCCAUGGUCAUCAAGCUCAAGGAUGGCAAGACUCAUCGACUUGUCGUCAAGGGUGCCAGCGAAAUCAUGCUCCGUCACUGCUCUGACAUUGUUCGUGAUGCCACCCAUGGCAUCGAUGCUGUCCCUCUUAGCGUUGAGGGCAGGGAGACUCUCGAGCAUCUCAUCGACGCCUACGCUGGCCGCUCCCUUCGUACCAUCGGCUUCAUUUUUCGCGACUUUGAGUCUGACGUUUGGCCACCUAAGGGUGUAAAGCGUGUCGAGGACGACAGGACGCAGGCCGAGUUUGCCGAUAUUUGCAAGCAAAUGACCUUCCUCGGAAUCGUUGGUAUCCAGGAUCCUCUGCGUGAGGGUGUACCGGAAGCCGUCAAGGACUGCAUAAUGGCUGGUGUGUUCCCGCGCAUGGUCACAGGCGACAACAUCAUUACAGCCAAGGCCAUCGCAACCGAGUGCGGCAUCUAUACCGAAGGCGGUAUCGCGAUAGAGGGACCGGAGUUCAGGACGAUGAGCAAGUCCAAGCAGAUGGAAAUCAUUCCUCACUUGCAGGUCAUGGCCCGUUCAUCCCCUGACGACAAGAGGACUUUGGUCAAGCGUCUGAAGGAGAUGGGUGAGACUGUGGCCGUCACCGGUGAUGGAACCAACGACGCGCCUGCUCUCAAGGCUGCCGAUGUCGGUUUCGCCAUGAACAUUGCCGGUACGGAGGUCGCGAAAGAGGCCUCGGACAUCAUUCUCAUGGACGACAACUUCGCAUCUAUUGUCAAAGGCAUCAUGUGGGGACGAGCUGUGAACGACGCUGUGAGGAAGUUUCUCCAGUUUCAGAUCACCGUCAACAUCACCGCUGUGGCACUCGCGUUCAUCUCUUCCGUGUCAAGCAACGACGAGGAGUCUGUCCUGACGGCUGUUCAACUUCUGUGGAUCAAUCUCAUCAUGGACACAAUGGCUGCGCUCGCGCUCGCAACCGACCCACCCAACCGCAAGAUCCUCAACCGGAAACCCGACAAGAAAUCCGCACCCCUUUUCUCCGUCACCAUGUGGAAGAUGAUUAUCGGCCAGGCUAUAUACCAGCUGACCAUCACAUUGAUUCUCUACUUCGCCGGCAAAUCCAUCUUUGGCUACCACUCCGACGAUCCAGCCACGAACGAACGUCUCGACAGGGAACACCGCACUUUGGUCUUCAACACCUUCACCUGGAUGCAGAUCUUCAACGCACUCAACAACCGCCGUCUCGACAAUGAGUUCAACAUCUUUGAGGGUCUCCGACACAACCUCUUCUUUGUCGGCAUCUUCUUGACCAUGAUCGGCGGUCAAGUCCUCAUCAUCUUCGUUGGCUCCUGGGAAGUGUUCCAAGCCCAACGCCAAACCGGCACGCAGUGGGCCAUUGCGCUCGUGCUCGGCCUCCUCUCUUUACCCAUGGGAGUCGUCAUCCGCAUGUUCCCUAACUCGAUCGCCACCAAAAUGUGCCCUCCGUUCCUUAAGCGUUGGGCUCAGAAGAAGCGCGACGCCCGCAACAAGAUCAUCAUCACGGACGAGGAAAACCCCGCCGACAAGGAUGCGUACGCGUUCAAUGAAGCGCUAUUCGAGAUCCAACAGGAGCUGUCGUGGAUGAAGAAGUACAAGGGCGGCCGCAUCAACUCGCUCAAAUUCACCAUCGCACACCCUAAGGAGGCAUUCCUCGCUUCUCGAUCACCCAGCAGAAGUCGCGCGAGUUCCAGUCUCCCGCGCACGCCUAAUAACGAACGUGAUUCGGACGACCACAACGCAUCACCUGGCCUCAACCCUCCCGCGACACCGGAAGGUCGUCGUAAGAGAGGCCGUUCACGCUCCAACUCUGCCUUUGCCGGUGUCGCCAUGGCGGGUAUCGUCGGAGGCUCCAUCGCCGGCGCGUGGUCGCCUAUCGAUCGACGAGAUGGCGACGACGCGGUGUCGUUUGGCGGCAAGGCGACGAGUCAGAGGAGUCGGUCGAAGAGUGAUGUGAGGAGGAGUGGCGAGGACAAGCCUUGA